Molecule: messenger RNA, 2078 nt
Organism: Castor canadensis (American beaver)
Lineage: Eukaryota; Metazoa; Chordata; Mammalia; Rodentia; Castoridae
Source: RefSeq, a predicted model, not a curated record
GUACUUUAGAAAAUCCCCUAGAAAAAGAACAAAAGCUUCUGAUUCUGCUUCGAGCCUCAGAAGGAAUCUUCUGUGACCGUUUCAAUGGAAUUCAUAUUGAUGCAGGAACAAUUGGUGUUUAUGGGAAAGUUCAGCUUUACAGUGCUUAUUCUAAGAAAUCCUGGACACAUCUUGGAGCUGAUAUUGCCUCAGGAAAUGAGAGAAUUAUAGUAGAAGAUGCAGUGGAUUGGCAGCCCCAUGACAAAAUCAUCCUUAGCUCCUCUUCUUAUGAGCCUCAUGAAGCAGAGGUCCUCACUGUGAAAGACGUCAAGGGUCACCACAUUAGGGUUCAUGAACGUCUCAAACACCGGCAUAUUGGAGGUGCCCACGUCAUAGAAGAUGGUCGACACAUUCGUUUGGCUGCUGAGGUUGGACUGUUGACCCGAAAUAUACGAAUUCAACCUGACACAUCGUGUAAGGGAAGACUACUUGUGGGGUCCUUCAGGAAGUCCAACAGAGAAGAAUUUUCAGGUGUUCUUCAUCUUCUUAAUGUGGAAAUUCAGCAUUUUGGGUCACCACGGUACUCAUCCAUUGAAUUCUCUAAGGUGUCAGCGGAAUCCUGGAUAAUAUCUUCUAGUUUGCACCAAAGCUGUGGAGGGGGCAUUCACGCAUUGGACAGUCAUGGAAUCACUCUAAAGGACAAUAUAGUGUUUGACACAGCUGGCCACGGCAUUGAUUUGGAGGGUGAGGCCUACUCCCUCACUAAUAACCUCGUAGUUCUGAUGACACAGCCAGCGUGGUCUGCCACUUGGGUGGCAGGAAUCAAAGUGAACAGAGCAAUGGAUGUCAUCCUCCAUGGCAAUGUUGCAGCAGGAUCCGAGCGAAUUGGCUUUCACAUACGAGGCCAUGGGUGCUCCUCGAAAGUGCUUUGGUCUGACAAUGUAGCACAUUCAAGCCUUCAUGGUCUUCAUCUCUAUAAGGAAAGUGGGCCUGAUGGCUGUACAGGUGUCUCUGGCUUCCUGUCUUUCAAGAACUUUGACUAUGGUGCCAUGGUACAGGUAGAGAAUAGUGUGGUGAUAGAGAAUGUCACUCUGGUAGACAAUGCUGUUGGUCUUUUGGCUGUCGUGUGUGUGUCCUCUGCUCCACUAAACCCCAUCAAAAACAUGCAGAUUGUGCUUAGGAGUUCAGUCAUUGUGGCCACCAGCUCCUCUUUUGACUGCAUUCAGGACAGAAUGAAGCCUCACUCAGCCAACUUGACAUCAGCAGAUCGAGCACCUUCCAACCCAAAAGGAGGCCGAGCUGGUAUUCUAUGGCCUGUAUUCACUUCAGAACCAAAUCGGUGGCCUCAGGAGCCAUGGCACAAAGUUAGGAAUGGCCGUUUAAUUUCAGGAAUCAUGAAACUUCAAGAUGUCACCUUUUCUAGUUUUGUGAAAAGCUGCUAUAGGGAUGACUUAGAUAUCUGCAUUCUGCCCAGUGCAGAGAGUGCUGGAAUCAUGCACCCAAUACUAGCAGAGAGGACCAGGAUGCUAAAAGUGAAGGACAAGAACAAGUUCUACUUUCCUCCCUUAUACCCCAGGAAAGAUUUAGAAAGAGUGAUCUGCCCUGAAUCAGAUUGUGAAAAUCCAAGAAAAUAUCUCUUCAAGGACCUGGAUGGGAGAGCCCUGGGUUUGCCUCCACCUGUUUCUGUGUUCCCUAAAAUAGAGGCAGAAUGGACUGAGUCCUUCUUCAACACAGAAAAGAAAAAGGACAGAAGUUCCAUUUUAGUUUGGGUCAACCCAGAGGCACACGCUGAUACAAAGCUUAGAAUCCAAGUAGCUUGUGUGUGGGCGGAUCCCAGAAAACACCAACAGGGAAGUGAGACUGGGAAAGAAAUAAAGUCUGUGAAGGAUGGGUUUUCAAGGUUACCACGGUGGAUGCUUGAGUCCAGCUCUGAUGGAACUCUAGGAGACCAUGAACCAAGUGAUCACAACAGAGCCCUGGGGAAUUAUUCAUACAUUGUAUCCCUGCUCACCGUGGGCUGGGAUGUGCUUCAGGCCAACUUUGCAAAAUGCAUGGCCAAAGAGUGUAAAGCAGCUAAUCCCAAGCAGGCGAUCCUCUGA